AUGGAGGGGAGCCGCGUGAAGCAGGAGCCCGAGUGGGACCCCGGCCGCGUUGUUAAGGAGGAAGCAGAAUUCGUGGAUGAAGAGUGUGUGAAGGAGGAGUGUGAGGACAGCACAGACGGGUGCGGCGUGAGCGAGGCAGCCAUGCUGGCCGGCCUGUACAACAACCACAUGGUCAAGGACGAGCUCGUGCUGGGGCCGGAGCGCCCACACCGCCCCAUAGUCGCCCCGGUGGUGAGAGCGCCCACUCUUGUCUCCUCUGCUGUGGUGUCGGGUCGGCGCCGCUCGUGCUCGGUCAGGCUGGAGCGCCUGCUGGUGGACGCGGAGCGGUGCGCCUGCCGGGUCGGGCGCCGCACAUACAAGCUGCACGCCACCGAGCCAGCACCCACACCCCAUGUCACCACCACCAUCUAUCAAUGUCACCAUUGCGGCAAACGGUUCAGGAACAAGUCGGUUUUGGAAAAACACAUACGCUCUCACUUGUCGUUAGGACCGUCGAGUAAUUCGGCACGAGAGAACAUUACUUCAAAUUGUCAAGAAAUGUCACACAAGGAUAGGAAACCUUAUAAAUGUAGCACUUGUGAGUACAUGGCUAGUAAGAUAGAAGAUUUACAGAAACACCAGCCGAUACACACCGGCGACAAACCUUAUCAAUGUAUGUACUGUGACUACAGGAGCCGUCAUAGAGAAAACUUACGAAUUCACGAGAUGAUACACACUGGUAACAAACCCUUUAAAUGUAACUACUGUAAUUACAAGUGCAAUAGGAAAGUUCUUUUACGAAUACACGAGAUAAAUCACACUGGGGAAAAGCCUUUUGGCUGUAGUAGCUGUGACUACAAGUGCAACAGCAAAGCAAACUUACAACGACAUGAAAUGAUACACACGGAUGAAAAGCCUCUCCAGUGUAGUUAUUGCGAAUACAAGUGCAGAUGGAAACCAGAUUUACGAAGACACGAGAGGACACACACUGGGGAACACACUGGAGAAAAGUCUUUUGGCUGUAGUAACUGUAACUACAAGUGCAACAGCAAAGCAAAACUACGACGGCAUGAAAUUAUACACACGGAUGAAAAGCCUUUCCAGUGUAGUUAUUGCGAAUACAAGUGAAGACGGAAAUCAGGUGUACGAAGACACGAGGGGACACACACUGGGGAACACACUGGGGAAAAGCCUUUUGCCUGUAGCAACUGUGACUACAAGUGUAACAGCAAAUCAGAUCUAGGACGUCAUCAAAAGAUACACUCGGGCGAAAAGCCUUAACAUGUACAGUAAGCGUCAGAGAGACGACCUCCCUAAUAGCAGUAUAGAAACUGUACAAUAAUUCCGUCAACACAUUUAAGCUGUGGUUUGAUAAGCGGACAAUGGAUCCUAAGAAACCGGGUUCGACACCGCUGAGCAUUAGAAUCUAUUUUUUUGUUAGCACACCUAUAUUUAUUUAAACUUUAGUACACGAUAACAAAAUGUACAAAUGACUUAAUGCCUUGAGGCAUUCUCUACCAGUCAACCAUUGGGUCAAACAGAAAACUUGUACUUAGUGCAGGAUUGUAGACAAUGAGAAGAAUUAUGAAUCACAAAUCAGGUG
Cydia splendana is the source of this 1582-nucleotide messenger RNA. RefSeq names its product zinc finger protein 79-like. Lineage: Eukaryota; Metazoa; Arthropoda; Insecta; Lepidoptera; Tortricidae. Gene Ontology annotation, cellular component: nucleus. The coding region runs from base 1 to 1107 and encodes 368 amino acids. Gene Ontology annotation, biological process: regulation of gene expression. The transcript has 4 exons. The record is from RefSeq and is a predicted model, not a curated record.